AUGUAUCGUUCUGUUGUUUGUGCCCUUCAAUAUGCCACUAUUACUCGUUCAAUGAUCUCAUAUGCUGUUAACAAAGUUUGCCAGUUCAUGUCUCAUCCAUCUGAAGCUCAUUGGAUUACGGUUAAGCACAUUUUUCGGUAUCUCAAGGGUACUGUUGACUACAGGAUGCAUCUUUUCCCUCUCUCCAGGUAUCAACCCUUCCCUAUUCGGGCGUUUUGUGAUACCGAUUGGGCUUUUGACCCCGAUGACAGACGGAGUACAUCUGGUGCUGCUAUUUACUUUGGGCCGAAUCUUAUUGCUUGGUGGUCUCGUAAGCGACCUGUUGUUGCCCGAUCCAACACUGAGGCCGAGUAUUGGAGUCUGGCUCAUGUUACUGCAGAAAUCUUGUGGAUUCAAACACUGCUUGCUGAAUUACAUGUUCCCUCUGCCACUCCUCUCACUCUCUGUGAACUGCGCACGACGGUGGUGAGAUCCUCCUCAGUUAGUUCCUUCACAUUUGGUAACAACCGCGCACGGUAA
Messenger RNA from Trifolium pratense (red clover), 519 nucleotides. RefSeq lists its product as uncharacterized. NCBI's taxonomy places the organism in Eukaryota, Viridiplantae, Streptophyta, Magnoliopsida, Fabales, Fabaceae. The record is from RefSeq and is a predicted model, not a curated record. The coding region runs from base 1 to 519 and encodes 172 amino acids. The transcript has a single exon.